ACGGCGGUGAGCAGAAGCUGCGACUGAAGUGGUGUUGUUUUGUUAUAUUGGCAGCAUGCAGCACCUUACCGUGACACUGGUGCAUUUGCUUUUGUUUUUUAUUGAGCGGGUCAUUGCCCAACAAUGUUCUUCCCCUUGUAAGUGCCCAAAGGAUCCACCAAGAUGUACACCCGGAGUACGGCAAGUGUUGGACAGCUGCGGCUGCUGCCGGGUUUGUGCCAAGCAAGCGGGCGAAGUCUGCACCGAGAGCGACUCCUGUGACUCGCACCAGGGGCUACAGUGCGACUACAGCGCUGAUACCCGGCAAGGGCUGGGCGUUUGCAUGGCGCAUGAAGGUAAUAUUUGCAUGUAUGAUGGAGUUGUCUAUAGAAAUGGUGAGACAUUUCAGCCAAAUUGCAAAUACCAGUGUUCCUGUAAAGAUGGUCUGAUUGGCUGUGUGCCCCGCUGUAAUCUGGAUGUUCUCUUGCCGGGCCCUGAUUGCCCAUUUCCCAAACAAGUACAGAUGCCAGGAGAGUGUUGUGAGCAAUGGGUGUGUGACCACAAACAAGAAGCUCCUAUUGGAGGAUUUGCAAUGGCAGCUUACAGACAGGAGGCAACCUAUGAAUUGGAUUCACUUAACCCUAGUCUGAACUGUAUUCAGCAGACCACACAGUGGAGUGCCUGCUCCAAAACCUGUGGCAUGGGCAUCUCUACUCGUGUAACUAAUAAAAACCGCCAAUGUGAUAUGGUGAAGCAGAUACGAAUUUGUGAAGUUCGACCAUGUGGAGAUUACAAAUUCACUGUCAAAAAAGGGAAGAAGUGUGUCCGAACACCAAAAGCAACAAAACCAACACAAUUUGAAUAUAAUGACUGCAUAAGCCUCCAGUCCUACAAACCUAAAUAUUGUGGAGUUUGCAAUGAUGGGAGAUGCUGCACUCCUCACAGCACCAAAACAGCUCAGCUGGACUUCAAAUGUCCAGGAGGAAUAAUUGUUAAAAAGCAGAUGAUGAUCAUUACCACAUGCACCUGCCAUUAUAACUGCCCACAAGACAACACUGUACUCCAAACAGAUCAAAUAUCUCGUCCCUAAAUAUUUGACUCAUAAUUUAGAAGCUGGUUAUUACAGCAGUGUUUUUGUAUGAUUAAGUGGCUUUAACUACAUUAAUCAGGAUUUCAGUUUACCCCAUGAUUUGUGAAAAUACUUGAACGUUUUUAUUAAAUUUUGUAUUUAAACAAUGUUCUUGCCUAUUGCCUAGGUUGUAAAUAGAAAACUGACUUAUCGUUAUGAAUUCAUAUGAGAAUUGUAUCUGUACAGUUGCAUAUUAAAUGGUCAUUAAAAUAUAUUUUUUCUAAAAA
Messenger RNA from Carcharodon carcharias (great white shark), 1335 nucleotides. Its product is annotated as CCN family member 3-like. Gene Ontology annotation, biological process: cell adhesion; signal transduction. Gene Ontology annotation, cellular component: extracellular matrix; extracellular region. The record is from RefSeq and is a predicted model, not a curated record. Gene Ontology annotation, molecular function: integrin binding; heparin binding. The transcript has 5 exons. The coding region runs from base 56 to 1069 and encodes 337 amino acids. NCBI's taxonomy places the organism in Eukaryota, Metazoa, Chordata, Chondrichthyes, Lamniformes, Lamnidae.